This is a messenger RNA of Dioscorea cayenensis subsp. rotundata (Guinea yam), 1385 nucleotides long. RefSeq lists its product as uncharacterized. Lineage: Eukaryota; Viridiplantae; Streptophyta; Magnoliopsida; Dioscoreales; Dioscoreaceae. Gene Ontology annotation, cellular component: cytoplasm; membrane; lipid droplet. Gene Ontology annotation, biological process: lipid homeostasis; triglyceride catabolic process. Gene Ontology annotation, molecular function: triacylglycerol lipase activity. The record is from RefSeq and is a predicted model, not a curated record.
AAAUACCGAGAUGCUGCCAUUGAAGAAGCCCGAGCUCGCACGGCGUGCCUUCAUGGCAUCUCUCGCCUCGAUCUCCGCCCUUGUCGCUGGGCGUCCUUUCGAUCGCGCUCGCUUUCCCUCCCCUCAGCGAGCCAAGGGGUUCAGGGUCUUCGCCCGGACCGAAGGCAAGGACGCCCCGAUCGAGGAGAAGAAAUCCCUGGCUGUCGCCACCGGGGAGCUGUUCCUUGGCCUCGCGUCGCGGCUUAUCAGGACACGGCGCCCGGAGGUGGAUUUUUUUUACCCCAGGAAAGGGAGGUCGGUGGUUGUGGAGGAUCCGACGGGAGAGGAUGUGGUUUGGGAGCAGCGGGAGAAGGAUGUGGAGGCGGAGAGGGAGGGGAGGAUGGUGACGAGCCCUGGGUUUAGUUUCUCUGCCGCUGGGUUGUUGUUUCCCUACCAUCUUGGUGUUGCUCAACUGCUUCUUGAGAAAGGCUACAUCAAGGAAACCACGCCUUUGUCUGGCUCAUCAGCUGGAGCAAUAGUAUGUGCAGUGAUUGCUUCUGGAAGCAGUAUGCAGGAAGCCCUACGAGCUACCAAGAUUCUUGCUGAUGAUUGUCGACUCAAUGGCACUGCAUUCCGCCUAGGAGCAGUCCUCAGGGAUGUUCUUAACAAUUUCCUGCCUGAUGAUGCACACACAAGAUCCAAUGGAAGGGUUCGUGUUGCUAUCACUCAGUUAUUCUGGAGACCAAAGGGUCUGCUUGUGGAUCAAUUUGACUCCAAGGAAGACCUUAUCAAUGCAGUCUUCACCUCUUCAUUUAUCCCUGGGUAUCUAGCACCAAGGCCGGCAACUAUUUUCCGAAAUCGGUUAUGUAUUGAUGGUGGUUUGACGUUGUUUAUGCCACCAACUUCUGCUUCAGAAACGGUGCGAGUAUGUGCUUUUCCAGUCAAUCAAUUAGGGUUAAAAGGCAUUGGAAUCAGCCCAGAUUGCAACCCAGAGAACAGAGCUGGCCCUCGACAGCUCUUCAACUGGGCACUAGAGCCUGCAGAUGACUACAUUCUUGAUAAACUUUUUGAGCUUGGAUAUUUGGAUGCGGAUGUCUGGGCUUCGCAAAAUCCAGUGGAAUCGAUCAUAAAAGAUGAAGAUGACAGCAAUGGUUCAGUGUCUCAGAUCAUAAGCUAGAUUGCUGAUAUAGUUGAAAAGUAGAUGGUAAGCGCUGACUGUUUCCCUGACAGUUAAAACAUUCGUAUAGCUAUAUUGUUUUACGAAGCAUUACUGCAACUGCUGCAUCCUGCAAGGGCACAGUUUUUACUUUGGGGAUCCUUAUUGGGAAAGGAGCAUAAGAAUUGAAAAAUUCUUUCGUUAUUUAAAUAAAUUUAAGCAAAAGAUGAGGAAGAAACUAAAGAGAUCA